GCAGGAGAAGGAGCGUGAAGUGAUUUGUAUGCGUUACAGCACUAAUACUACCACAGAUUACAGGUUCGGGAGUCAUAUCUACAGAGCGAUCUGUUUUUCUACUGGCACCCUGGUUCGCCUUGGACACUCUCUUCUCUUUGAUUUAUCAGACACCUGAGCGAAUAUCUCCACCCAUUCAUAAACCCAAAGCCGUUUAUAUCUUUUUCCCCCCCCCUCCCUUCUAAACAUUCGAUGUUUCCCCGCUCCCGGUUUUUUGGCUGGCGUUGUAGGCUGCACGCGGGGAAAGUUUCUACGACUGGAAGCGUGGAACGAAUGGCAUCCUAAAUAAGGUUGAUGCGGAAAAACCGUUUGACAAGCAAAUAAAUUCGGGAGGAAUUCGGAAAGCUGAGCAGGACCUGCACAGCGCGUGAUGCCAGGACUGUGAUCGCCAUGCGGGUCACGUGGUCGAAUGUCGCCCCCUUCAUCAUCAUCGUCAUCAUCAUCGCCGUCAGCUCAGAGCUGCUGGAAGAAGCCCUCAAUCAGGGUACGGUCAGAGAGGGCGGAGCCAGUGAGGAAGCCACGCCCACCUCUACCUCCGAACACGAGGAUGACAACUCGUUGGGCUACACAGGGUCCCGCCUGCGCCAGGAGGACACGCCCCCCCAGAUCGUGGAGCACCCCUCCGACCUGAUCGUGCCCAAGGGGGAGCCGGCCACCCUCAACUGCAAGGCGGAGGGGCGCCCCACCCCCACCGUGGAGUGGUACAAGGACGGGGAGCGGGUGGAGACGGACCGGGACAGCCCCCGCUCCUACCGAAUGCUCCUCCCCAGCGGCUCCCUCUUCUUCCUCCGCAUCGUCCACGGGAGGCGGGUCAGGCCGGACGUGGGCGUGUACGUCUGCAUCGCCCGCAACUACCUGGGGGAGGCGGUCAGCCACAACGCCUCGCUGGAGGUGGCCAGUAAGUGGCGCUGUCUGAUAGCAUUCGUUCUUCUCCACCACAAGGGGUGA
Anguilla anguilla (European eel) is the source of this 987-nucleotide messenger RNA. Its product is annotated as roundabout homolog 1-like. Gene Ontology annotation, biological process: synapse organization; homophilic cell-cell adhesion. Gene Ontology annotation, cellular component: neuronal cell body; plasma membrane; axon. Bases 430 to 987 code for a protein of 185 amino acids. The transcript is spliced from 4 exons. NCBI's taxonomy places the organism in Eukaryota, Metazoa, Chordata, Actinopteri, Anguilliformes, Anguillidae. The record is from RefSeq and is a predicted model, not a curated record. Gene Ontology annotation, molecular function: axon guidance receptor activity.